AUGUCAGGGAAAGAGUCCAAGCCUCCCGUGGGCUCCAAAAUCCGCUUUCGCACCACACCCCGCCCGAAGCCCACGUUCGACUUUGCGCCUGACCAAGAAUGGGUGGGCUCUCGUCGGAAGCGUCGAUUGACGUACGUUGAUAUGACACCGCGGGUCUCUGGAGUGUUGUCGAAUGGUUCUGCUGCGAAGAGCCCACCGGCCUUCCAGCCUACAAUCGGGCUGUCAUCCCCAGUGGAAUCAGCCUCUCCAUCAACAAACAUCUCCAAGCAAACACCACCUCAACUUGAGCAAGACAAUCAACCCGCGGAGCACCCUGAGCGAGAUCCAGGCUUAGCUUCCCGUUUUCGCUAUCCCAUCGGGCCACUUCAUGGCUGGUCGGAUACGUACUCUGACUCGUCUUCGUCGUACCUCGAGUUCCAAGAUGCCUGCUUGAUGCGUCACUUCAUCGAGAAUCUGGCGCCACUGUUUGACACAAGUGACAUGGACCGCCAUUUCGCGAUUGUUGUCCCGGAACGGGCGCUUCUGUGUCCGGUCCUCCGAUAUGCUGUCUACACGGCCUCGGCUGGGCACCUUAUUCGACUAGCAUACUGCAGGGGAGGGAACGGCAAUAUCAUUUCUGUCGAUGGGACUGGUCUACCUGAUCUUACACCAGAUGCAGCUAUCCGCUACCACGAUAUUUGCAUUUCGCACCUGAUUGAGAUAUCCAAGGACCCGAAUGAGGAGUAUAAUGAAGAUGUCCUGACAGCUGCUGCAAUCCUGCGUUUCUACGAGCAGAUUGAUGCCCCGUCCACUGGACCUUCCGAGGCAUAUUUAAAUGCAAUCCAGUUCAUCGUCAACACCCAAAAAGAUGAAUCAUUCUACUCCUACCAAACCAUUGAAGGCCCACCACGAGACAGCAGUGUUCACGUCACACCCUCGAUAUCUCUUCGUCAUUCCGCUUGUCUUGCUGCAAUGCGCCAAGAGAUUUGGAGCGCAUUUCUUCACCAGCGCCCAUUUCGUCUGCCCGUCUCACCACACAACGACUAUAGUUUAUUCGACCCCAACAACGACUUCAUCCGGGCGAACCGAAUCUUCGUCUGGGUUGCCGACCUGUUGAUAUUUUGCUUCGGAGACAACCACUUCACCACAGCACAGGAAAAACUGCAGCGCUGGAACAUACUCAAAGCCGUCGAACAGAGAUGGCAGGAUACAAGACCACAGCCGAUGCGGCCAUUCUACUACCGCGAACGCGAUCCCAGCUCUGGCCGGUUCUUUCCCGAGGUAUGGCAUGCCAACGCGUGUCAGGUGGCCGGGGCCCAGCACGUCGAGUUAGGCAAGAUCCUCCUUGCAGUCUCCGAUCCAACCAGGACAUCUCGAUUAGGAAUUGGUGCGAUGUCACGAAACAACGCGUUGGCUGCCGAGCUGCGGAAUAUCACUCGCCGUCUAUGUGGAUUGGCGCUUUCCAACCAGAAGUGUCCGUCCGCAAUGAUUACGGCAAUGGUUGCAAUUGCUGUUUGCGGAGAGUACUUCACCGAGCCUGCUGAGCAGGAUGCGCUGCUUCAGUUACUGCAUGCGCUCGAGUACGACUAUGCAUGGCCGACGCAUAGCACUGUUGCUGCGUUGCGCGCAUCCUGGGCGCAGAGCUCGGGGGUGUAG
Messenger RNA from Aspergillus puulaauensis, 1635 nucleotides. RefSeq lists its product as uncharacterized. Gene Ontology annotation, biological process: positive regulation of transcription by RNA polymerase II. Gene Ontology annotation, molecular function: transcription cis-regulatory region binding; DNA-binding transcription factor activity. The coding region runs from base 1 to 1635 and encodes 544 amino acids. Gene Ontology annotation, cellular component: nucleus. The record is from RefSeq and is a predicted model, not a curated record. The transcript has 4 exons. NCBI's taxonomy places the organism in Eukaryota, Fungi, Ascomycota, Eurotiomycetes, Eurotiales, Aspergillaceae.